AUGAUUGCCAGCAAUCUCAUUCUUGCCAUCAUCCCUCUCCUUUCUUUCACCUCGGCACUACCAGCCGGUGAAACAAGUCUCCUCGGUCCUCUGGCAAGCAACGCUGCCCUGGAUACCCUGACGCCACGGGCAACGACGAACGAUGCGCCCAUCAUCUCGGACGUGCUCCAACAACGCAGCACAGGGGAUCAAGCUAAAAAGAAUGGUAUAUGGGCCAAGCUGGGCUUUGGGGGGCAUAGGGUGCCCCGAAAAAAGUCGUUUCCCGGACAGGGCCGUCGCUUGGGCGGUGGUCCUUCGGAGGAGGCCAGUGAUAGCAAGCCCUCCGACCAGUCCACUGAGAGGCCCCACCAGUCCACUGAGAAGCCCGUCCAGCGCCAGCAGCGCAAGAUCAACGGCGGGCAAUAA
Pyricularia grisea is the source of this 405-nucleotide messenger RNA. RefSeq lists its product as uncharacterized. The transcript has a single exon. NCBI's taxonomy places the organism in Eukaryota, Fungi, Ascomycota, Sordariomycetes, Magnaporthales, Pyriculariaceae. Bases 1 to 405 code for a protein of 134 amino acids. The record is from RefSeq and is a predicted model, not a curated record.